AUGUCCCACCCAAGGAUAGAAGAAGUCUCGGACAGCGACUUCGACUCUGACCCAGCCGAGGCCGACAUUGACGACUUUGCCGAGUCGGAUAUCAUGCGUCGCGUCGAACCCAAGUCCUCCACAACGACAUCAUCAUCCGCUCCCCGACAAGCACCCGCAGCCGCAGCAGCCAGCCAGCAGAUGCCGCACAUCGUCCCCGCCGGAGCCCCCAUGGGCAGCACCCUCCCAGCAAACGCAGACCGCUCCGCCUACGCCGACUUUCAGUGCCUGUACCCCGUCUACUUUGACGCCUCGCGGUCUCGCGCCGAGGGCCGCCGCGUCAACGCCGACCUCGCCGUCAAAGACCCCCUCGCGCGCGAGAUCGCAAACGCCUGCUCGCGGCUGCGCCUCCCGACCCUCUUCGAGCCCGAAAAGGUGCACCCUAAGGACUGGGCAAACCCGGGCCGAGUCAAGGUCGGCCUCAAGAAGACCCCCGGACACCCCGUGCAGAACAAGCACCAUCUGUACCGCCUCAUCGCCGAGCACCUCAAGGACAACCCCACCACCGAGGACAGCGCCGGUCUGCGUGUUCGGAUUGGGGGUCAGUUGCAGCCAGAGCCUGGUAAGCCUUACCCCAAGCCUGCUGUGCCGCGAGGCUGGAAGAUGGGUGAGCUGCUGCCCUACCUGAGCCCUGCCAUGACGGGCGGUGGUGUGUCAGAGAACCUGUUCAAGGAUAUGAUGAAGGAGAUGCAAGGUGGUGGAGAUCCCAUGGCGGCUCUGAUGGGUGCGCAAGCGGGUGGUGACGAGAGCAGCAGUGGAGGUGGCAAGAAGAAGAAGGAUAAGAAGGGCAAAGGCCGAGCAUAG
Molecule: messenger RNA, 843 nt
Organism: Fusarium keratoplasticum
Lineage: Eukaryota; Fungi; Ascomycota; Sordariomycetes; Hypocreales; Nectriaceae
Exons: 1
Coding region: 1-843 (280 amino acids)
Biological process (GO): SRP-dependent cotranslational protein targeting to membrane, signal sequence recognition; SRP-dependent cotranslational protein targeting to membrane
Cellular component (GO): signal recognition particle, endoplasmic reticulum targeting
Molecular function (GO): 7S RNA binding
Source: RefSeq, a predicted model, not a curated record